AUCGGGUUAUUUUUAAUCUCGAUAUUUUUCUGAAAACGAGAUCUGUGGCAGCCCCAGCUCCGGAACACAGGUGUGAAGCGAGCCUCUGGGCAUCGUUGAACAGCAGCGAGGGGAAUAGGUAGACAAAGGAAGAUUAGUCUUGGCGCGAACGACGGAGUUCGUGAUCCAAGGAGGACGUUCAUAGCGAUUUGGUUGGUCUUCUUUGUUCGAGGGAGCUAGAUCUUGGGCUGGUUUGAGAUGAUUUAGAUUCUUGGCAACUUUAGGGAGGAGAUGGGUUGCUCCUUUUCCGGAUUGAAUGCGCUCUAUGACGCUGUUAAUGGAGCUGGGGACGUUUGGAUCAACGAGAGCAGGUUCAGAGUCAUUAGGCAGCUCGGAGAAGGCGGUUUCGCCUACGUGUUCUUGGUGAAGGAUGUGACGGCCGAGGGAUCUGGAACGAAAUUCAAGGACCCUUCUCAUGUCUCUGAUAAUGGUAUAUACGCAAUGAAAAAGGUUCUCAUCCAGUCAGAGGAGCAGCUAGAGCUGGUGAAGCAAGAAAUACGAGUUUCAUCCCUUUUUAGUCAUCCCAACUUGCUUCCUCUUCUUGACCAUGCGACCAUUGCAGUUAAGGGCCCUAACCCAGGAACAUGGAACCAUGAAGCAUACUUAUUGUUCCCAGUCCAUUUGGAUGGAACAUUGCUUGACAGUGCCAAAACAAUGAAAAUGAAAAAGGAGUUCUUCUCUACAAUUACAGUUCUUCAAAUAUUUAGACAGCUCUGUGCGGGGCUGAAGCAUAUGCACAGUUUCCACCCUCCAUACGCUCAUAAUGAUAUCAAGCCAGGAAAUGUACUAAUUACAAAUAGGAAAGGGGAGGCACCUCUUGCGGUCUUGAUGGAUUUUGGCAGUGCUGCACCUGCAAGGAGGGAAAUUCGCUCUCGUUCUGAGGCAUUACAGUUACAGGAAUGGGCAGCUGAGCAUUGUUCUGCACCAUACAGAGCUCCUGAGUUGUGGGACUGUCCAAGCUAUGCUGACAUUGACGAAAGAACAGAUAUUUGGUCUCUUGGGUGUACUCUAUAUGCCAUAAUGUAUGGAGAGUCUCCUUUCGAGUUUGCACUAGGAGAAUCUGGGGGUAGCCUACAACUGGCCAUAAUGAACGGGCAAGUUAAGUGGCCUUCAGGGCCAAACCCUCCUUAUCCUGCUCAACUACACCAGUUUGUGAUCUGGAUGCUUCAAACUCAAGUGGCACUUCGGCCAUGCAUCGAUGACAUUAUUGUUCAUGUUGAUAAGUUGUUAUCAAAAUUCACCCCUUGAAGUCAGUUACUUGCAUCCGAUGUUGAUUGCAAAAGCGGGCAGCAGCCAGACCAAGUGAAGAAUGUUACCUUAUUCGUUGAUUGUUAGAUCUCUUUAUUUCAGUGUCAUGUGAUAUAAAAUCUUCCAAUUGUACCAUUUUCUAUGUACAAGCUUGGGCCUGCCAAUCAUUGUCAAAACUGAAUAUGUGGUUGUAUCAGCUCUUGUUCAUAUGUUGUAAGUUCUAUAGUAUACUUGUUGUGCAUGUUCGAAUGA
Molecule: messenger RNA, 1539 nt
Organism: Nymphaea colorata (pocket water lily)
Lineage: Eukaryota; Viridiplantae; Streptophyta; Magnoliopsida; Nymphaeales; Nymphaeaceae
Exons: 6
Coding region: 271-1287 (338 amino acids)
Biological process (GO): protein phosphorylation
Cellular component (GO): cytoplasm
Molecular function (GO): ATP binding; protein serine/threonine kinase activity
Source: RefSeq, a predicted model, not a curated record